UCAGAGCGACUGCCGGAAGUGAGUGCGCGCAAAUCGGCUUUGCCAAGUCUGGCGCGUUUAGGGUGUCUGCGCUAGUUGCUGCUUUCGGGCACGAAAAAUGCCAGGUCUGGCGGCCGCAAGCCCUGCCCCAUCUGAGUCGCAGGAGAAGAAGCCGCUGAAGCCCUGCUGCGCCUGCCCGGAGACCAAGAAGGCGCGCGAUGCGUGCAUCAUUGAGAAAGGAGAAGAGCAAUGUGGACACCUAAUUGAAGCCCACAAGGAGUGCAUGAGAGCCCUGGGAUUUAAGAUAUGAAAUGGUGAGCAUGGUGCUUUCCUAGUGGAAAGGUGGUCUGCUCUGGGAGUGAAUAGUUCCUGAGAAAUGAAGAAGAUUCAAUAACUUUGGGAGUUCCUUGCUGAAAAUUGAUAAAUAAAAAAUUAUUUAUAAUUUAUUUUUAAAAAUCCCUA
Messenger RNA from Odocoileus virginianus texanus, 441 nucleotides. It is a transcript of the gene COX17, whose product is annotated as cytochrome c oxidase copper chaperone COX17. The record is from RefSeq and is a predicted model, not a curated record. Gene Ontology annotation, biological process: mitochondrial respiratory chain complex IV assembly. Lineage: Eukaryota; Metazoa; Chordata; Mammalia; Artiodactyla; Cervidae. Gene Ontology annotation, cellular component: mitochondrial intermembrane space. Gene Ontology annotation, molecular function: copper chaperone activity; copper ion binding.